AUGGAGGAAAUUGGUGCGAACACAGUAAUUUCUACUUAGUUAGCUGAUCUCUUUACAUUAGCUUCUUAUUUUUGUGAAAGCGCCUCGCAAAUUAUUUCCAAUCCUGAAUCGAGCAAAGAAAUUCUGAGGAAGUGCAAGGUAAAGACUGCAAGUAAGUCAACUCAUCAUAAAAGUGGAUACCAGCUCUAUUAUAAUCAUAGACUAGCAGAUCUAAAAGCCAAGCCAGAUUUCACAUGUAAAAUUUAGUCAGUUGAAAUGGGUGGUACUUCCAAGCUCAUAAGCGCUGAAUGAAAGAAUCUGUCCAAAGAUGAGCAAGAGGUGUGGAAGUCAAGAGCAGAAGAGGAGAAAAAAGAAAAUUCGAAGAGUGAACCAGCUUCCAUUGCAACUCCAUCAAAAAAUAAACAUUCUGAUAGUGAAGAAUCCGGUGCAUCAAGCGAAAGCGAUGGUGAGAAAAAACACAAAAGAAAGAGAGAUAAGAAAAAGGACAAAAAGAAGUCUAAAUCUGAUAAAAAAUCGAAGAAAAGCCGCAAAAGCAAAAACGAAUCAGAAUCAUCUGGGAGCGAUAAAAGUGACACAGAGAGCGAUCACAGCUCUGGCAGAAAGAAAAAGAAAAAAUCAGAUUAA
Blepharisma stoltei is the source of this 624-nucleotide messenger RNA. The record is from the annotation of a GenBank genome assembly. NCBI's taxonomy places the organism in Eukaryota, Ciliophora, Heterotrichea, Heterotrichida, Blepharismidae.